Messenger RNA from Vittaforma corneae ATCC 50505, 549 nucleotides. RefSeq lists its product as uncharacterized. NCBI's taxonomy places the organism in Eukaryota, Fungi, Microsporidia, Nosematidae. The coding region runs from base 1 to 549 and encodes 182 amino acids. The transcript has a single exon. The record is from RefSeq and is a predicted model, not a curated record.
AUGUUUCUAGUGUUGAUUUUUUUAUUAGUGAAUGGCAUUGUCCGUGCCACAGCACUUUCCCAUGAAUUUGAGCUCUAUGAUGCUCAUAAUCCAAAUUUUAUACUUGCUGUCAGAGACAACAUUCUUUUCUUUAUUAAUGAGCAGGACGCUAGGACUCAAAAAGAAGCUACAGUCUUUCAGAGUGGGAAUGAAAUAUUAAAGCACAGAGAUAAAAAUGUUUGUAAUGAUGGAAUAGGUGGGAGAGAUUUAAGGCUAUGUAAAUAUGCUGAUAUUUUUUCUGAAUGGAAACUGAGGCCGGUGCCAAACGGGUCUAAAAUAUUUGAGCUUAGGGAUUGGAGUGGUCAGAGAUGUGCUGUCUACGGCCCAUUUGAUCGUAAUGAAAGAGAUAUUGAAGUUGGGCCGUGCUUUGGAAAUGCUGUCAAGUUCAGAGUAGUUAAUAUGGACGAAUACAUAAAUGGAACAAAUGAGAGAACAGUAGCUGAAAAUACAGGAAUCUUAAAUAGGAUUUAUGAUAGGUUUAUUCCUAAAAGAUCUAUGUUCAAUUUUUAA